AUGAAAUCUUCACAAGAAAAAAGGGAUUACCGUGACAGGUCAGAAUAUUGUAUUUUAAGGUGUUCCCUUUCUGAUAUGAUCUGGUUUCACACAAAUGGCUUUCAAUAUCAAGCCAAGAAGGUAGAGCUGAAAAGCAGACAUAAAUGGCAACAGCGCUGGAAGAGAGAGAGUCUGUGGAUUUAUAGUCUCCAUUUCUGGACACCUGGAACAAAAGAAAGACUAGCACAUAUAUCCUACCUCUGUGGUACGUGGUAUGAAAUGGAUUCAAAAUUGUCACAGCACAAGCAUUUUGAAUCAGAUGAAUUAUCUCGCAUGCCAGAAAAGGAAAAAGGACAAAAUGGAGACAAGCAGAUAGUUGCAGAAAUCAUGGGAAGACGUUUCUCUCCUUCACUAAUAACCACCCGAGCCUGGGAAAGAUUCCAUUUUGUUGGACAUGAGAUAGAGAUUACAGAAGCCACUGACAGUUAUGGAGCUGUGGUCUGGCCUUCGGCUCUUGUUCUGUGCCACUUUUUGGAAACGAAUGUGAACUCAUAUAGCAUGGCUGAUAAAAAUGUCAUUGAAAUUGGAGCGGGGACAGGUCUGGUCUCGAUAGUAGCUAGUUUCCUUGGUGCCCAUGUGACUGCCACUGACCUGCCCGAACUGCUAGGAAACCUUCAGUACAAUGUUUUCAGAAACACAAAGAUGCGAUGCAAACAGCAGCCCCAGGUGAAAGAACUAUUUUGGGGGGUUGACCUGGAAGAGAAGUUCCCCAGGUCGUCGUGCCAGUUUGACUACAUCUUGGCUGCCGACGUUGUCUACCACCACCCUUACCUGGAUGAGCUCCUCCUUACCUUUGACCACCUGUGUAAAGACAGCACAAUCAUCCUCUGGGCCAUGCGGUUUAGGCUGGAGAAAGAAAACCAGUUUGUGGACAGAUUCCAGAAGCUGUUUGACCUGGAAGUGAUUUCUGACUUUCCCAGUUUAAAUAUAACCCUGUUCAAGGCAAAGAGAAGACACAGAGCGAAGUGGUCUCCAAUUGGUUGUUAAUUUAACCUGAUCAUUAACUAACCAAAUAAGACGCAAUGUGAGGAGAUCCAUGACUGGAUCUCCACGUGGUGUCUUAAGUUAAAAGCAACAUUGGGGAAGGAAAUCGGAUCGGGAUCAUGGAACUGGGGUUUUGUUUUGUUUUAAGCCUUUCCCCCGGUGUAAUUUUCCCAUUUCAGAACACCUCUCCCCCUGCGCUCCUUGCCUUGUGGGAGUGAACACACAGAUACCAUUUAUAAGUUGUGUAUGUGAUCUCCAAGAGGACAAUUGCAUGGAGGGGGAGGGUUAAAUUCCCCUCCCCAGCCCUGCAGCCCUAUCUGAUUCAGCUGUCCAGCUGCUGUUGUUUAUUCAACAGAAACAAACAGUGAUU
Messenger RNA from Gekko japonicus, 1393 nucleotides. RefSeq names its product protein-lysine methyltransferase METTL21E-like. Gene Ontology annotation, cellular component: cytoplasm; cytosol. The transcript is spliced from 8 exons. The coding region runs from base 1 to 1026 and encodes 341 amino acids. Gene Ontology annotation, biological process: peptidyl-lysine methylation. Gene Ontology annotation, molecular function: protein-lysine N-methyltransferase activity. The record is from RefSeq and is a predicted model, not a curated record. NCBI's taxonomy places the organism in Eukaryota, Metazoa, Chordata, Lepidosauria, Squamata, Gekkonidae.